Daktulosphaira vitifoliae (grape phylloxera) is the source of this 1055-nucleotide messenger RNA. RefSeq names its product odorant receptor 23a (gene Or23a). Lineage: Eukaryota; Metazoa; Arthropoda; Insecta; Hemiptera; Phylloxeridae. Bases 78 to 932 code for a protein of 284 amino acids. The transcript has 6 exons. The record is from RefSeq and is a predicted model, not a curated record.
AAUUAUUUAAUGCAACGAGUAGCGAUUUUAUACCUUUAAGUGAUAAAGAAAAAUAUAUAUUUGAUCACAACAAAUCCAUGUGUACUAAAAUAAUAAAUUUCUUUUUUUUUAUUUAUUUUUUGGUUGGGAUAGUUUGGAUUUUUUCUCCGUUGUGUGUAAAAGAAUUUUCUUUAAUAAGAAGAGACGGCAGUCUGGUAAUUUAUCAAAAUAAUGUCCUAAAUUCUUUCUUAAGUUUUAUACCAAUUUCUAUAUAUGAGCAAAUUUUCCCAAUUGUAUAUCUAUUAGAAGCUAUUGAGUUAAUACAUAUAAUUUUUGAUAUAGUUUUUUACUAUACAAUAGUUGUACAAUUUUGUUGGAUGUUAUCAGCUCAAUUGAAAGUAAUGGCAUUUAAAUGCGAAUCAUUAGGAAACGAAAUACUUGAAUUAAGACAGAGAAAGAACUCUAAUUAUAUGAAAUAUUUGAAUCAAAUAUUACUGGAUUAUACUAAGUUAAACGUUUCAAUUAGAAAAUUUUAUGAAAUCAUGAAACCAAUGACGUGGUUCACAUAUGUAUACUAUUUCAAUCUUUUUAAUGCCCUCACAUAUAUGUGUAUUAUGAAUUACUUUAAAAAUGAUUGUGAAUUGUCAGUCAAUUUUGCGAGAUUGUUAAUAGCAACAUUAGCGGUCUCUAUCGAUUUGUUUAUUAUGUGCUAUUAUUAUAGUUAUCUUGAAAAUCAAAUAAUUGGAAUACAGUUUGCUUUGUAUUGCAUUGAUUGGACUGAGAAAAGUAUAAAAUUUAAACAAAAGCUUUUGUUGGCUAUGAGUUUAAAUAACACGAACAGAUUAAAGAUGAAUAUAACUCCCCGAAAAUCAUUAAAUCUAGAAGUAUUUGGCUCGGCGUUGCGUGUGUCAUAUUCAAUAAUAUCACUCUUGGUAAAAAAAACAAUUUCGUAAUAAGCCAAUUGGAGUAAAUAAAAAUGUUUUUGAAUCAUUUUGUUUUAUUAUGUAUUAAGUUUACUUUGUGUUAAAUUUAACAAUUAAAUCUUAAAAUUAAUACAUAAAAAGUUUGAUUAUCAA